AAUCGAAUCCCGAAAUCGAAGCCGUCGCUUAGUAAAUCACCAGCAAGCAAACCGCUCAGUAGUUCCAGUUGUUGAGCUGUCAGGCUGAUCUGCCUUCCAUUCACCGUACCAGUGUAAAAUCCAGGCGACUACGCUUAGCGUUACAAAGGCGAGGCGCCAAAAAGAGCCACUUUUGAAAACGGUUUGAUUCGAGUAGUUUAAACACAUAGUAGGCCAGAGCCCCCAAGAAAAACAGCCAAAAUGUCUGAUCGCAAGGCCGUAAUUAAAAAUGCCGACAUGAGCGAGGAGAUGCAGCAGGAUGCCGUCGAUUGUGCGACACAGGCCCUCGAGAAGUACAACAUUGAAAAGGACAUUGCGGCCUACAUCAAGAAGGAGUUUGACAAAAAAUACAAUCCCACAUGGCAUUGCAUUGUCGGUCGCAACUUUGGAUCGUAUGUCACCCACGAGACGCGCCAUUUUAUCUACUUCUAUUUGGGCCAGGUGGCCAUUUUACUGUUUAAGAGCGGUUAAAGUAUUGUCGAGUCGGAUGAAGUGGUGGUGAGGAGGCUGAUGGAGAUGCAGCAGUUGCCCCGCCAGCAACCACAACAGCAGCAGCAGCAGGGGCAGCAGUCGCAUUUCGGGGCAUCAGAGGAUGAGGAUCUAGAGCAGAAACAGCAACAACCACAUAACCAAUCACAGAAAACACAGCACCAACAA
Drosophila yakuba is the source of this 696-nucleotide messenger RNA. RefSeq names its product dynein light chain 1, cytoplasmic. NCBI's taxonomy places the organism in Eukaryota, Metazoa, Arthropoda, Insecta, Diptera, Drosophilidae. The record is from RefSeq and is a predicted model, not a curated record. The coding region runs from base 241 to 510 and encodes 89 amino acids. Gene Ontology annotation, molecular function: dynein light intermediate chain binding; dynein intermediate chain binding. The transcript is spliced from 3 exons. Gene Ontology annotation, cellular component: cytoplasmic dynein complex. Gene Ontology annotation, biological process: cilium assembly; microtubule-based process.